This is a messenger RNA of Penaeus monodon (black tiger shrimp), 1377 nucleotides long. RefSeq names its product carbohydrate sulfotransferase 6-like. The transcript is spliced from 6 exons. Gene Ontology annotation, biological process: sulfur compound metabolic process; N-acetylglucosamine metabolic process. NCBI's taxonomy places the organism in Eukaryota, Metazoa, Arthropoda, Malacostraca, Decapoda, Penaeidae. The coding region runs from base 53 to 1144 and encodes 363 amino acids. Gene Ontology annotation, molecular function: N-acetylglucosamine 6-O-sulfotransferase activity. The record is from RefSeq and is a predicted model, not a curated record.
ACGUGUGAAAGAUUCAGUGAAUAUAAUUGGUGGUUCGAAGGUUAAUAUAGUUAUGUUUCCAAAAAGGAUAUCUAAGAUUUGUAAUCUGCCAUGGAGAUUGAGGAAACUCUGUUUUCUCCUGUUACUCAUGGUUCUCGUAAACGUCGUCCUUCUGAACCUAUUGUCCAUCGACGGCACUAGUGGGAAAGAACGAGACCUCGCCGAUGGGUCGUUUAGGAACCUCAGCAAUGACCCUCGUGCAGCAGGUCCUCGGAGGAAGGCCGUGGUUCUCUUCUCGAGAUGGCGCAGCGGUUCCACGUUCAUGGGGGAGCUGCUGAAGAAGGCCGGCAGAGGGAUCUUCUAUAGUUAUGAGCCCCUCUAUGAAUACGGCGUCCACGUUCUCAACGAGGACGUGGAAGAGACUCGCAUGGCCGUCGAGGAGGUGAAGCACAUUUUGCGCUGCCGAUUCGACUUUGGCAAAAUCGAGGAGAUUCUGCGAUCGAACCCCCUCCUGCGCGAAGCUUGCAAGACGAGCGGCUAUUGCAAAGACGCGAACCAGACGGCCGAGGUGUGUCGAAGGUCUAGUCUGCACGUGGCAAAGGUGCUUCGCUUGGGACUUCAGUGGGCGCGACCUCUGCUGGAGAUGGAGGACGUCGAUGUCAAAAUUAUCUACAUGGUUCGUGAUCCUCGGGCGGUUCUCAGUUCACGAGCGAGAAUCGCCUGGUGUACCACCCCGACCUGCAAGGACGUGAAGACCGUCUGUUCCCUGUUGGAGGAUGACCUGCUAGAAGCAUACUUCCUGCAGCAGGAUUACCCUACAAGGUUCCACUUCAUCCUGUACGACAAGUUCUGCCAGACUCCCUUCGCCGCUCUUCAGGAACUCAUGGAUUUCCUCGGCCUGCCGGUGACCAAAGACCAAGAGAAGAUCCUCCAGUCCAAGCUACCUUCUAUGGACCCCUUGUCCAUCUACAAGAACAGCUCCGCGCAAUUCCAGCUGUGGCGAAAGCAGGCCUCCUUCACCCAGGUCGUCUUGCCCGUCCAGCGCUGGUGUUGGGAGUCGCUGGAGAACCUGGGUCUUAGGAUAUUUUUCUCGGAGAAGGACCUCGCUAACUUGACUCUCCCUGUCCUGCUGCCGCCUGGAGAAACUAGCGAGCCUGAAAUAUAGAGGGUGUUCGCGGUCUCGUGUGGUUGAGCCAAGACUUUUUGAUAACGCGCAUUAUGCCAUGAUAAUAGUUGAAGUUAGUUUGUAUAGUUGGUCGCCAAUGUAUUCCUUAUCUUUUAAUGCCAUUUCUUUGAUUUCUUGAAAUGUCUUUUACUUUAAAACGUGUGACACUACGAAUUCGAAGUUUCGAAGCGGGCGACUUAUUAAACUUAUUUUAUCAGCCAUUUUAUCAGUCA